This is a messenger RNA of Toxotes jaculatrix (banded archerfish), 2633 nucleotides long. RefSeq names its product G2/M phase-specific E3 ubiquitin-protein ligase-like. The transcript has 11 exons. Gene Ontology annotation, molecular function: ubiquitin-protein transferase activity. The record is from RefSeq and is a predicted model, not a curated record. Lineage: Eukaryota; Metazoa; Chordata; Actinopteri; Toxotidae. The coding region runs from base 126 to 1901 and encodes 591 amino acids. Gene Ontology annotation, cellular component: nucleus.
AAUACAUUAACCCACAACGGAAAUAUAUGACAACGGAAGUUAGCCUCAAAACGGAAGUAAGCCAGAUGGGACUACAAGACUACGCUGGGACGCAGCUAGGAGGAGUUCUGUUUUGCUAAACUAAAAUGUAUUGCCCUUUUUGUGGAUGCAACCUUAAAUCUGCAACGUCAUUCUGCAGUCUGUGUGGCAAAAACAUUCAGUUCUUAACUGAACUUGAGAAGCCGAGCACAAGUGAAGGAAGUACAGGAAAAUGUGCACUGGCCACAUUCCGGCAUUUCCGGAGUUUAAAAGAAAAGGAGAGACAAUCCUGUUUCAAAAGGAAAAAAGAACCUUUAAAUGAAAAGCCUGUGAAGAUUUCUGUAGGCAUUAUGAAGAUAAAAGAUGGAGGUCUGAAAACUGUGCGAGGAAUGGUACUACCACUUAUGGUGCACCCAGAGAUAAAUGCUGAGCAACUGCGUAAAGCUGCUGAACAAAAAAUGAAGGACUUCAACAAAAAGUUGCAAGAUGGUCCUUACUUUCUUCUUUACCCUGAUGGCACAAAAAUAGCUAACAUUCCAGGAACAGACAAACCCUUCACUCUCAAAGCCUACAAGGAGGCACUGGGGAAAGCAUACCAAAGGAUCACAGUCAUCUUCCUGUGUCUGAUCUUGUACUUCACAGGUCAGGAAUUCAGCACAGACUCAUCUGAUUCAGAGGUGAUCAUAACAAGCCGAAGUGCUGCUGAAUUUAAUUCAGCUGAUACAGUAGUAUUCGAACCUACCCUCAACAGUACCAGAGAUGGUAGUCAGGUGGAACAGCAGUCUGCUUCAGAAGUAAUUGCAAACCUGGCACUCCAGAUUGACCGCAACACUGUCAGCAGAUUUAACAUCUGCCGCUCUGAGUUCUGGGAUGGAGCCAUGAGAGGACUCAAAAGGGGAACGUUCUCUGAAGCAAAGGAUCUUCUGGUGAAGUUUUCUGAUGAUGCUGGAAGGUUUGAGGAAGGCCUCGAUACAGGUGGCCCCAAAAGAGAAUUCUUAUCACUUUUGAUGAAAAGCUUGCGAAAACUACCCAUAUUUGAUGGACCAGCAGAGAGUCGCUACAUUGUCUACAAUUCAACAGCAAUCAGAGAGGAUGAGUAUAGACUGGCAGGAAAGAUGAUUGCUGUGUCAAUUGUACAUGGCGGACCUGGCCCAAAUUUCCUCUCAAAGGAUCUGGUCAGCUACAUCUCAGGGCAGACCAGUUUCAGCUCUUCAGUAGCAGACAUUACAGAUGAGGAAAUAGGGAAAGUUCUACAAGAGAUCCAGAGUGCAUCCUCAUUGGAGACACUUCAAGCUUUAAUUGUACAGAACAGUACCAUGUUGCAGACUGCAGGGUGCUUCAGAUAUGUAAAAUCAGUGAAGGAAAAGCACAUCAUUGUGAAGGAGUACCUCAAACGGUACAUAAUCGACAGGAACCACAGUGCAAUCGAAAGAUUCAGGGAUGGACUUACCAGCUUGCAGUUUUUAACAGCCCUGCAGCAGCAUCCUACUGUUCUGGCCCCUGUCCUCUGUAAUUCAGGUAACAGUUUAACUGUUACAGCCAUUGAAAAUCUGUUCCAACCAGAACUCAGCCCUAUAGGAAGCAACAGGAGGGCUCAGGAGGACAAAACCAGGAGUUUCUGGGCAGACUACUUGCUUGAUUGCGAAGAAAAUAACAGUACCGUCACCCUGGAAGAGAUCUUCAUGUUUGCCACAGGGCUGCCCUGUGUGCCUCCUGCUGGCAUGGACCCUCAGCCCCGCCUGCAAUUUCUUCCCACUUCAAAACUACCCAUGGCAAAUACAUGUGCCAACACCUUAAAGCUGCCUCUGUUAGACAGCUACAACACUUUUAAGGAAAACAUGAGCUUUGGAAUAAAGAAUUCACCUGGCUUUGGAUUUGCCUAAGCAGCCAUGACUUUUUAGUCUGUUGUGUUGUACAAAAAAUGUGCAGCAUUAGAUUUGUUAAAAAGUGGAUGUCUUGUUUAUAAUUGCACCUUUGGGGAAAAAACAUCAUUCAUUCAGUUUUAUAAAGAUUGUUUACACAUAUUUUUGUGUGUUUUGAGCCAAACUGAAGGCUCCACAUGUAACAUUGCAUGUCAUUAAGUAAAACACAAAAAACUCUUAUUUUAUACUGUAACUUCAGUUUAUUUUAUAUUGUACAUUAUGUUUACCGUACUUCAGUUUGCCUUCUAUAACCAACUAAAGGUUGGCCAUACCCUUCAGGGUGACGUAGAGUUCUACAGCAGAAUCCCAUUCUGUAGGAGCUGUCAGGCCACUUUGCCUUUGUAGUUCUUCAAAGGUUUGCUGUUCAGGAGUUGCUGGUGCUGGAAUGAGGCUGCCAAGCUGGUUUAGUGUUUCCUCAGAUGCUGAAAGUCCACAAUUUGUUCCAUUAAAUCUAUGAGAAAGAACAAGACCUUUUUACAGUGAAUGGGCAUCACAUCAGCAAAUCUUAAGGUUUUAAUACUGACAUUUUCACUCAUAGCAUCUUGACUUGAGUGAAGCAUUAAUAUUGAUUUGCUUGAAUUAUAUCUUGAUGCAUUUUUAGACCAUAAAAUAACAUGUGAUGUGAUGAAAUGUACUGAUGCAAGAUUAUUGUAUUAUCCAGGAUUGUGUCUUGUAGAUGUAGUUGAAUAAAAA